Messenger RNA from Nymphalis io (European peacock), 4525 nucleotides. RefSeq names its product E3 ubiquitin-protein ligase AMFR-like. The coding region runs from base 252 to 2189 and encodes 645 amino acids. NCBI's taxonomy places the organism in Eukaryota, Metazoa, Arthropoda, Insecta, Lepidoptera, Nymphalidae. The transcript is spliced from 8 exons. Gene Ontology annotation, cellular component: cytosol; endoplasmic reticulum; ubiquitin ligase complex. Gene Ontology annotation, molecular function: ubiquitin binding; ubiquitin protein ligase activity. Gene Ontology annotation, biological process: ubiquitin-dependent protein catabolic process; endoplasmic reticulum unfolded protein response; protein K48-linked ubiquitination. The record is from RefSeq and is a predicted model, not a curated record.
AACCUUCCUUAAAAUCGAUAAUAGUUGAGUUGACGCAUAAUAAUAAAUUAUUUCACAUAAAUUGCGAGUUUCAGUCACGCACGGUCGUCUUUAUCUGACAUUUUAUUAUUCGGUGAUGUGUUGUUAUCAUUUCUGCGAUGUUAUUUGGAUAAAUUUACAUUUGUAAGCGAUUCAAUGUACCCAAACUCUCAGAGGAGUUGUUGCUCCGGUGAACAAUUUACGUAUUAGUUAUUUAGUGUAGAACUUUCAAGAUGCCUGUGACUAUCGUAAACAGGAUGCCCUUGCCGAAUCUCAAGGUUUACUCGGCGGGAAGUGUUUUAUUGUUAUCGGUAGCCAUGUAUUAUGCUGUGCAUGUAACAAGUGACCCAAACUGGAAGGCUAACACAACCCUGCAGAAACAGGAGGCGGCUUCGGGGAGCGUAGAAGGCGAAGCGGCAAAGAUGGUGCAACCAGCGGUAACGGCUACUGUGGAGCUUCCGAUGAACGAAACGAAGAAUUUUAGCGAUCAAUUUCUAGAAGUGAUGACCUUUAUGAUGCAGGAGCCAUUGUGUAUGUGGACACUCAUCAAUAUGGCGUACUGUUCGCUGGUCUUGCUCGGAGUCUUUAUUCAGAAGUUAGUGUUCGGAAAGCUACGGGUCUCGGAGGCGCAGCGCGUCAAGGACAAGUUCUGGAAUUAUUUGUUUUACAAAUUCAUCUUCGUGUUCGGCGUCCUCAAUGUGCAGUACAUGGACGAGGUGCUGCUCUGGUGCUCCUGGUUCACCCUCGUCGGUUUCCUGCACCUGCUGGGUCAGCUCUGCAAGGAUAGAUUUGAUUAUCUGGCGUCGACAGCGACCACGUCUCGCUGGGCGAGCACGCGGGUCCUCGGUCUGCUGAUUGGCAUUCUGGCUGCUGCAUGCGCUCUCUUCGUAGUAGCUGUCGUAUGGGGACUGCCGGCCGGGAAGGACACAUUUGCCUUUAUGGCUGCUGAGUGUCUGCUGCUGGGCAUGUCCGCGCUACACGUGUUGGCACGUUUUGUGUUGCGAGCUCACGACGCGGACGCGGCCGGCCCCGCCUCCUACUACACGCACCUCGUCUUCGACGCCGCGUCGCUGGUAACGGAGACGAUCCACGUGACGCACAUGGUGGUGUACAGCAACGUGGUGGUGUCGAUGGCGUCGCUCGUGCUGCUCAUGCAGCUGCGCCACCUGCUGUACGCCAUGCUCGCGCGCCUGCGCCGCCACCGCCUCUACGCCGCGCUCUCCUCGCACAUGAGUCGCAACUACCCCAUGGCGAGCGCGGAGGAGGUGCUGAAACACGAAGACAACUGCGCCAUCUGCUGGGAACCCAUGAAAGAGGCGCGCAAGCUGCCCUGCUCGCAUCUCUUCCACAAGUUCCCGCUACGUGUCCUGGUUGCCGAGUUUCUCCGUAGAGGUGACGCACGGCACGGGCCUCGACUUGGCGGCGGGCUUAGGGGCAGCCCCGAGGGCGGGGGCGGCCACGGGGACGGGGACCGCGACGAGAACCGCGACCGGAGCGGCGACGGGGACCCCGGCGGGGGCGGCAACGGAAGCGGCGGCGGCGGCGGGAGCGGCGGCGGAGACGGGCGCGAGUGCGGAGGCGGACGCGCUGGUGGAACAAGUGCAGCGACUGUUCCCGCAGUACCCGCGCGCGCUGCUGGCCGCCGACCUGGCCGUGUCCCGCUCCGCGCACCUCACCAUCGACAACAUCCUGGAGGGCCGCCUGCCGCCGCCGCCCGCCGCGCCCGACCGCGCCCGGCCCGCCGACGCAGACUCCCCGCCGCCGUCGGAAGCGCAACAGGAGAGCGACUCGGCGGAGAAUCGUACUCAAUGUCCGCACCUGUCGCACAGCUCGGAGGCCGGCCAGUUCAGCGCGUCGGCGGCGGAGCGCGAGGCCACGCUGCGGCGCCGCAAGGACGAGCUGCGCGCCGCCGCCCGCGAGCGCUACCUGCGCCGCCGCCCCGCGCGCCCCGCGCCCCCCGCGCGCCCCGCGCGCCCCGCGCCCGCCGAGCGCAGCCCGCGCAGCUGAGUGUUCCGCCACAUCCUCACGCGCCUCGCGCACCCGCGCCCGCCCGCGCCCUAGGCGGCGCCGGCCGCGGGGACUCCCCGGAGGCACGAUUUCAUUUACGCCCGCACCCCUGCGUCUCGAAUGUCUGUGAUGUGAAACUGAAUCGUUCGUCCCGUCUUUUUUGACGAAAUGUAAGGCAGUUGCGGCUCGAGUGUCGUGUCUCACGGCGUCGGUCGUUGAAGUUCGACAGGGACCGGUUUCGCGGGCCGCGCCUCCGGGGACGUUUGGACGAUUGUUGAGAUUUAUACUGAUUAUAUAAAUGUUAUGUGAGCUGAUGUCUUGAAGAACAUCACCCGAAAUUUAUUUACAGUAAGUUAAAAAAAAUUAUAUACAUUUUUUGGGUUUUAUCAGUAGCGUGUCCCGCUUAACCGACACAUUAUGACUUGUAUGUUCCUUUGUAGUGAUCACUCAUGUGCGAGAGAGAGAGAGUUAUGUAAUAGAGUUAAGGCUGAUUUUCGCUAUGUAAUACUUAUGUUAUAUCGUAGACGUGUGCAAACAAGUAACUUUUAUAUAUCUUAAUACGUUUAAACUUCGUACGUUACCGAAUCUCGUACAAAAUGUUAGCAAAACAUGACAAGCUCGAGUCUCGCAAGUCCAAUGAGAUAAGAUUACUUGAAUUUUCUUAAUUGACUAAAUAUCGUCAAAUAAAAUAGUUGUCUCGAGUGAAAAAAUGUUUUAUCGAAUUUUCAGUUUUUGUUUAAAUUUUGUACGAAUUGUAAUAUGUAUCGGUACUUGAGUUGGGUGUGUUCUUUAAAAGCGGAAAUUUGACCAGGGACAUUAUUUUGGUGAGCUGCAAACGUUUGACGACUCGAGUAUCGACAACUAUACGAUAUAUACAUGAUGAAGAUUUAAUGACGAAUUACAUAAUUGUUAUAAAAUAAACGUAGCGAAAUUUGAACCUUUGUGUACCAAUCUAUCAGCCCCCCCCCCCCCAGUGAAUAUUCUGUCCGAUGUAUUCCAAGUGUUAUUUAUAUAAUGUUGUAACUUGAUGUAUGUCCACGACUCUAUAUGUUAAAUGAAUGUGAUAUGAUAUGCUCUCAUUUAUUCGAACUCGACGUUAGAUAAACGGGAGGAUAUAAAUUUAAGUGUUAGUUUUAAUGUUGUUAGUGAUAUUUUGUGAUGCGUGUUGUUGAUGUAGCUUUGAUGACUUUUAAAUAUUACGAUGUUCAUAAUUGUCCAUUCUCGCUGCAUAUUGCGUCUCACUAGGGUUUUCAAUGGCUUCGACAGAGAGACUCAUAUCUCUCCUACCCUCCAUUUAUAAGCUUUUAACGAGACGACGAGCUUCGUGGAGUAUUGUUCGAUCAUGAGGUGUGGGGUAAUACAAAUAUCUAAUUUCUGGUCAUUUUUGUGCAAUUGGCAGCCCUAGUCAUGACUCGUAGAAGCUUGUUUGUAAAUAUAUUAUUAUUAUUGUUGUAAUUAUUUUGUCAAUGUGUAGUCAGAAGCAGGCGACUUAUUUUUUCUACUAUAUUAAGAGUGUAUUUUUCUAAUGUGACAUUUCAAUGUAUAUCAAAAUCGAUUAAGAUUGUCCAUAAAUUUUAAUGAUAUAAUAAAACUCCUUUUUGACUCGUUAAGAUUGUAGUAGCGGUUAAAUGUGUAAUCAAUAUAAUAACUGUUCUUUUAGAUAUUAUUCUAUUAAAACGUUUUAAUAUUAAAUACCAUAUAAUCUAGCAUAUUUCACGUGUUAUAGUAAUAGUUCUAUCCGAAGGCGAUGGCCAUGCUUUUAUUCAAAUGAAAGUAAUUGUAACAUUCUAAAAUAAAAGUAUGAUUUUUUUUUUCUUUUUCUAGUUUUACAAAAAAAUUUUAUGCCAUUUUAAUAAUAGUUAUAAUCAUUCAUAAUUGAUCCUUAUGUUAAUUUUAAAAUAGAAUAAAACUAAAUUGAUUUGUAUAGAUGAGACAACAUUAUUUCAGACGUAUCACUUUGGUGCAAAUAAUACAUCCAGUGUACCAUUGCGUGCUGUUAUUAUAUAAUAUGUGCUGAGACCAAAGUGGCAUUCAUGGAGCUAAGUACAAUAUAUACGUGUUCCAUCUAUAUUGUAUCCGUAUCAGCUAUGUGUUUUGUCUUUGUAAAGCUUUGUUUUUGCAAUGAAAUGUUACGAUUUAAACUUGACAGAGUACAUAGCGGUUAGUGAAUUAAAAAUAUAUCAAUGUAGUGAUUUGAUGUUACAUAAAUGUUGUUAUACAUAUUUAUGAAUUAAUCUCCACUGAAAGCUCAUUGUAUUGGUACUUAUGUUUAAUUGAGAAUAAUGUACACUUUAUCUUUAAUCUUGUUCUUUUUGUUUUUGUGACAUCGAUAUUUAGGUAUUUUGUAAAAUGUAUAGCCUCAUAACAGUCCCGUAGCAAAACUACAGGACUCCGUUGAUUGAAUGGGGCUGUAUACUUUAUUUAAUACAGAUUUUAUUACAUUAAAUACAUGUAACUAUUAUUGAUUCAAAACUAGUCAAAAAUAAAGAUACUAUAAAAA